Messenger RNA from Rhineura floridana, 3145 nucleotides. It is a transcript of the gene NDC1, whose product is annotated as NDC1 transmembrane nucleoporin. The record is from RefSeq and is a predicted model, not a curated record. Lineage: Eukaryota; Metazoa; Chordata; Lepidosauria; Squamata; Rhineuridae. The transcript is spliced from 19 exons. The coding region runs from base 901 to 2925 and encodes 674 amino acids. Gene Ontology annotation, cellular component: nuclear pore transmembrane ring. Gene Ontology annotation, molecular function: protein-macromolecule adaptor activity. Gene Ontology annotation, biological process: nuclear pore organization.
AAGUUUCAAUUUACUUGGAUGAUUUAUCAGUGGAAAUAAAUUAUAAAUAAAAACACACACAGAAAUAAGUUCCAUUGACUUCAAUGGGUUUACUCCUAAGAAUUAAGUUGAUAUGCACAGGUUCAUUCCAGCAAUAUUAUCUCAGCAGGGGCACUUAAAGUUGAAUGCAAACUUCUAUCAUCUGAAGGGUGGAAGGUGGGUACGGAUUUCUAAUAUAUUAAUUCUUGAGAUUUAUUUAUUUAAAGCGGCCCCCAGGCAAAUACGAAUUGACUUGCAACGAUAUAGGCUCUAUUGAUCGCAUACCUGGAAACAUGCCUGUAGCCAGCCUAAAAGUUCUGGGUAGGCAGCAGAAAAGUAGGGAGGGGCAGAGAAAAAGUCUGUAAUAAAUUUAAUUAGUUUUUUAAAAAACUAGGGGGCACCCCCCAUUCCCCACCCCGGCUACGGGUCUGCCUGAUAACAGUCUUCGGCUAAUUCAACUGCCUUUUUAAAAACAGAGCCGAAACAGUAUUUCAUUUAAUAUACAUUGCACAAAACUGCUAACAGAAAACAAAAACAUUCUGUUUUAUCUUCAGAAAACCGUUCCUAAAAAUGCCACAGUAAUGAUGGACGCACUAAAUAAACGUCACUGAAGUUAUUCUGUAUUACUGGCAAGAAGGCAGGGCUUGCUGGGAUAGCGUGCAGGAACUAAAAGCUUUUCCAUUCCGCUGGCAGCAUGGGAGGGCGAGUGAUGGUGUUUCAUUCAACGCGGGAACAGCUAAAUAAAACCGUUCCUAAAAAUGCCACAGUAAUGAUGGACGCACUAAAUAAACGUCACUGAAGUUAUUCUGUAUUACUGGCAAGAAGGCAGGGCUUGCUGGGAUAGCGUGCAGGAACUAAAAGCUUUUCCAUUCCGCUGGCAGCAUGGGAGGGCGAGUGAUGGUGUUUCAUUCAACGCGGGAACAGCUAAAUAUCUUGGGAUGGAGAGCAGCUGCAAGUCUUGCUUGGUCUGUGCUGCUGCUUCCUCUGUGUAUUGCAGCCUUCAUCAGCAUUAGUAGUAUUGACUUCUUCCACCCUAUACAAUGGAUCACAAGUUCUUUCAAUGACUUGUAUACUUCCUAUGUUAUGUUUUGCAUACUACUGAUGUCUGUGGUCAUACUGGUGAUAAAUGUCUUCAAUGUUGAGUUUCAUGCAGUUGUGCCUUCUGUUCCUUGCUCUCGAUUAGCAUUGAUAAGCAAAAUUAUCCACCCGCAGCAAGUGAUCCAUUCAGUUGCUCAUGCUGUAAUGGGAAUGCUGGUGACUUGGUGCGCUGCAGUUAUGACAAAAGGGAAGUUUCUCUUUUUAUCUGUGCCCUGCACAGCUACAGAAAGUGUAGCUGAUGCUGAUUUGCAGAUGUGCCUGAAUGAGUACCACCUCUUUCUCUUGCUUCUUGGAGCUUUUAUGGGUUACAGCUAUAGCCUCCGGUAUCUUGUUAACAAUCUGAACUACCUUCCAUUUCCAGUCAUACAGCAAUACAAGUAUUUGCGCUUCAGGAGAUCUCUUCCAUUGCUUGCAAAGCAUAGUUGUGUGGAGGCGCUUUAUAUGGUUAGGAACUUUUGUGCUGCUUACUACUUUUUUGGUUAUAUUCCAAGGGCAUGGAUAAUUACCACAAUGAACCUUCAGACUGAUAGUAAACUUCAUCUUCUGGACACAAUGGCUGGCCUUUUGGAUUUCUCUCUUCUGUACCACAGUUGGCUGUGUGGCUUGUUUCUUCUGAUGACUUGGUACAUUGCAUGGCUACUUUUUAGAAUUUAUUCUACUGAGGCACAUCACUUUCCUAUCCAGCCAACUUUUGCAGAAGAAACGGAUCAGUGUUUACCUAAAAUUUUAAGCAGCAACCCUCCACCUCUCUUGAAGUUCUUGGCUUUACAGGACUUGAUGUUUCUUUCCCAGUAUUCUUCUGUGCGACGUCAAGAGGUCUUCAGCCUUAGCCAGCCAGGUGGACAUCCUCACAACUGGACUUCAAUUUCCAGGGAGUGCUUGAAACUUUUAAGUGAUCUGACACAGAAGCUGAUAAUGCAUCAAGAGGCCACGGCUGCAAAUGGGAGGCUGAAACAGCCGUCUGUGGGAGACCUGAGACAGAUCUCUAGUCCUCCAGCUGUUGAAGAAACCUCGUUUCACACUCCAAGGUCCAGUAUGAUUCCUCAAGCCCAUAUGCCUUCUCUGGUUAAAUCGUCUCUGUUGCCUUUGAAAACAUCCUCUGCUUCUGAUCUUGGAAGUAAUUUAGGGUCACCUUUCACUCCUCUGAGUCGCAAGGCUGGAAUGCUGGAUUUAAACUCUCCCUGGAAUGGAUCUGUCCAAAGUCCUCAUAUUAUGCGAAGAGGACCAAAAUUAUGGACAUCAAGUUCAGAUCUGCAGUGGGCAGACUCUUCUCCUGAACCCCUCCCAAUGAGUGCUGUUGCAAGCAAUGUACAUGAAGCAGUACAACCAAGUUUAAUCUAUAUAUGGCUGCAGAGCAAGAAGGAGCAGAUCAAAACUUUCUUAGCGAAACGAGUACUGAUAAUGUAUUUUUUCAGCAAGCACCCUGAGGCUUCAGUUCAGGCUCUCUUUUCUGAUACCCAGAUGCACAUUUGGGCUUUGGAAGGUUUGUCACAUCUUGUAGCAGCUUCAUUUACUGAAGAUAGAUAUGGAGUUGUCCAAACAACGCUGCCGGCUAUUCUGAAUACAUUGCUAACUCUUCAGGAGGUGGUAGACAAGCACUUCAAGCUUCCUCAUGUUUCCAGCAAACCCCCCAGGAUUUCAGGGAGUCUGGUAGACACUUCCUAUAAAACCCUUCGAUUUGCUUUGAGAGCAUCACUGAAAACUGCAAUUUAUCGCAUCACCACUACUUUUGGAGAACAUUUAAAUGCCGUGCAAGUAUCUGCAGAAUACAAGAAAAGGCUCCAGCAGUUCCUGGAGUUCAAGGAAUAGUGAAGUCAAACUCCCCAUGCUGUUAACAGAUGGAUGAAGCACGUUCAGCUGCCUCAGAUCAAAAGGAAGUGGAACUAAUUUGAUCUGUCCUACUGGCUUCUCAGAAAUGUACUUUAAUUGCAAGUCAUGGGUGACUGAACUGUCAGCAGAAGUACCUGAAACACUUGGAAUAUUUUACUUGACCUUUUGUAUAAUAAAGCAGUUUUUUAAAAAUGAAUAA